UUAUUAUUAAUUUAUUUUAGAUCACAUCUCCUUCAUCUGAAUUCUCAUCACCUUCCUCCAGCAUUGCGACUAGCAGUUGCGAAAACACACCCACAACUGACACAGAAGCUUCUGCAGAUGAAACUGCAUGCAGCAGAAGAUUGUCUCCCUCUGCUCUGAAGGAAUUCAGGGGCUUAGCUAAACUAAUGCAUCCUUUCUCAAAUGCAUGCAAGCGAUCUUCACCUUUGCCAGAACUUGACUGGGCUGAACAGAAAGAAAUGUGGCAUUCUAUGGUUUUGAAAGAUUCUAUUUAUACAAGAAAUAACAAAGUCCUGAAAAGGCAUCCAGAUUUAGAACCUCGCAUGCGGUCGAUUUUAAUUGACUGGUUGUCUGAGGUUUGUGAAGUUUUCAGAAUUCACAGAGAAACAUUUCACCUGGCUAUUGAUUAUGUUGAUAGGUUUUUAAUGGCUAAAUCAAAUUUACCAAGAAAUUAUCUUCAGUUGCUGGGCGCAACGGCAUUAUUUGUAGCAUCUAAAAUGGAGGAGAUUUAUCCAGCUAAACUAGAGCAGUUUGCUUAUGUUACCGAUGGCGCAUGUGCAGAUACUGAUAUUCUAAAUCAAGAGCUCAUCUUGAUUAUGACACUUAACUGGAAUUUGUCACCUGUCACCAUGAAUUGCUGGUUGAAUAUAUUUAUGCAAUUGGCAUUUUUAGAAAAUGGAGAAAACUUAAUAGGUCCUGAAAGAUAUCCUCGAAAAUUGUUCUUACAAAUCAGUCAAGUCUUAGAUUUAUGUGUGUUGGAUAUUGAGAGUUUAAGGUUUCCCUACAGUGUUUUAUGUGCAUCUGCCAUUGCUCAUUUCAUAUCAAAAGAAACGGCCAUGCACGUCUCUGGUCUUUGUUGGAGUGAGCUUUUGCCAUGUGUUGCAUGGAUGAAACCCUAUGUUGAAGUAGCUGUUGAAAAUCAAGUUCCUGAUGUUAAACUUUUCCAUGAUAUUCCUGCUGAUGAUGCUCACAAUAUACAGACGCACACUGCUGGGCUUAAGCUUUUAGAUUUAGUUCAACAGAAAAAGAGGAUAGCGAAAAAUGAAACAAGCCCAAGUUUAGUAUUGAGAGAAAUGACUCCGCCACAAAGUAGUAAGAAACCUCACUUAAUGGUUAUUGAUGAGUAGUCUAUCUACUUUUUGGAUUUGUCAAAGAAAUCACCUUCAUGCUCUAAUAAGAAAAGAAGAAAAAAUUUUUAAAAAAAAUCUAGUCUUGAUCAGCACACUUCAUGGGGAAAAGUGCAAAUCUUCCGACAGAAGUUGACAAUACCCCUUUUUUAACGACUUCUCUUCCAUAUCAAGUUUUAUUGCCAAAUGAAUUUCAAAACUUUUUUUUUUUUUAAAUAUAUUUGUGUUUCUUAAGAAGUAAGACGAUGUGUAUCACAUAUCUCACCACUAGUGUUCAAAUUAUUCUAACUUAUCAUUGUUUACCAUUAGUGUUUAGCAUUUUAACAUCUUAAACGUAACUGCCAGUAUACAUUUUUAUACCUAUAUGCUUAAUUUUCUUUUAUUUUAAAAUUUUUUAUAUGUAUAUUUUUUAAAGAUUGUAUCAUGUAUCAAUCUAUAUCUCAUUACUCAUUUUGCUGUUAUAUUUUAAUAUUUUCCCCUGUGUUUGGGUCCUUAUUUAGAUCACUUUGUUUUCCCUAUGGUUGUUUUGUCAAUACAGGCUUGUGGUCUUUUUACUAUACUUUUGACUUAGAAGACAUUAAUUAGAUCUUUUGUUUGGAUUACUGUAUAGUUUUUUGGUAUGGAAUUUAAUCUGUUUACUUAUGCUUUACAUAAUGGUUUUUCAGCAUUGCUAAGGACAAUAUUGAAUUUAAUUUUGCUAUAAACUAGUUUAUUGUGUCACCAAUCUGACUUAUGUUACUUUUAUGUACGAUUAUUUAUUUUAUAUUUAUAAAAAUUCAUUCAAAUCCAAUUUUUAUUUAUUAGAUCUUGAAUUAGACUUGUGAAUUGUGCAUUUGUGUUGUCUUAACUUAUUCUUUAACUUAUUGGAAAUCUGACUUUACUCCAGUCUAUCAAUUAGCAUUUUUAACAGCAAUGCUUUUGUGAUUGCAAUUUGUCAAUUGAUAUAUAUUUAGCCACAAAAAUCUAAAGCCACUUUAAUACUUGAAUACUUAUUUAUAUAUAAAUAUAUAUAUAAAUGAAUUAGUCCAACAUUUUUUUUUUAUUACUGAGCAGGAAAUUGUGCUGUUGAAUGUUUAAUUUAAAUGCAUUACGAAAUUUAUUUUUGCUCAUAUUUACAAAACUUCAUAUAGCAUAGAGAGAUGAAUUUCCAUUCAUUUAAAUUGAUUUUUCAACAAUAUAUUAAGUUCUACAACAAUUUAAAUUAACUCUUCUUUCACAUAGUUAUUAAAGAUUAUUUAUAAUUUUUGUAGGGAUUAUGUUCUAUAUGAUUGUCGUAUCGGAAUAUUUUUUUUUUCUUUUCUUCCUCCCCUAUUUAUUUGAAAUAUUGAAGGUCGCUUUAUUGACUAUCUAGUUAGACUUGAUUACUCUAUAUAAUUGACUAAUAUUCGAAUGAAAUAAUACAAACUGUGAUAUAAAAUCAAAUCUAUGUAACCAUUUUAAAUAACAGCUAGAAUUAUUCGUAACAGGAUUAUAAAUUUUGUGUAAAGUAGUGAUUUUGCUAAUUUCCGCAUUCUGUAUAAGCUGCUAAUGAUUUAGUCCUUUACAUUCAAUCUCUGUCAUGUAUUGAUGUGCCAAUAUGAUAAAUACCAGUAAUAAUAUACUCUCACAAUCAUUUGUACAUUUUGUUGCAUUUUUUUUUUCAGCAUUGUGUAAUUGUAACAUAUUUGUAAAUAUAUUGUGUGAAACAUUUGCAAAAAUCAUUGCAAUCUGCAUGUAUUGAAGUUGUGCUAGAAGAGAAUGUACUGAAAAUUGUUUUUCUUGUUGACCUUUUGUAAUAAAGAUUUUUAUAAUA
Parasteatoda tepidariorum (common house spider) is the source of this 2937-nucleotide messenger RNA. RefSeq names its product cyclin E (gene CycE). The record is from RefSeq and is a predicted model, not a curated record. NCBI's taxonomy places the organism in Eukaryota, Metazoa, Arthropoda, Arachnida, Araneae, Theridiidae.